Molecule: messenger RNA, 1602 nt
Organism: Amborella trichopoda
Lineage: Eukaryota; Viridiplantae; Streptophyta; Magnoliopsida; Amborellales; Amborellaceae
Biological process (GO): plant-type cell wall organization
Molecular function (GO): structural constituent of cell wall
Source: RefSeq, a predicted model, not a curated record
CUGAAGCACUCAAGAAACACAAAACAAAGAAAGAGAGAGAAGAUUAGUUGUGCACUCUUUGAAGCAAAGAGAGUGCUAAAAUUGGUGGCGCCACCUUCAUGGUGCCCAAAAUGGAGAGGCAUUUUUUGCCUCAGCUGACCUUUGCGGCCAUUGUAUGCUUCCUGGCUACAAAUGUAGUGGCUGAUAAACCGGAGCCAUAUUACUAUUCUUCUCCACCCCCACCUUACCUCUACGAAUCACCACCACCACCAUCGCCGUCACCACCUCCUCCUUAUGUCUACAAGUCUCCACCACCACCUUCACCAUCUCCACCUCCUCCAUAUGUCUACAAGUCCCCACCUCCCCCUUCUCCAUCGCCGCCACCUCCAUAUGUGUACAAGUCUCCACCACCACCUUCACCAUCUCCGCCACCUCCUUAUGUCUAUAAGUCUCCUCCACCACCAUCACCAUCACCGCCACCUCCGUAUAUCUACAAGUCGCCGCCGCCACCUUCGUCAUCUCCACCUCCUCCUUAUGUCUAUAAGUCACCACCACCACCUUCACCAUCACCCCCACCUCCAUAUGUCUACAAAUCUCCUCCACCACCAUCACCAUCACCACCACCUCCUUACGUGUACAAGUCACCACCUCCCCCAUCGCCUUCACCACCUCCUCCAUAUGUCUACAAGUCUCCACCCCACCUUCACUCACCACCCCCUCCUUAUGUCUAUAAGUCACCACCACCACCAUCGCCAUCACCGCCACCUCCUUACAUCUACAAAUCACCUCCACCACCAUCACCAUCACCACCUCCUCCAUAUGUAUACAAAUCUCCUCCUCCACCUUCACCAUCACCACCACCUCCUUAUGUCUACAAGUCUCCUCCCCCACCAUCUCCAUCUCCUCCUCCUCCUUAUGUGUAUAAAUCUCCCCCACCACCUUCACCUUCUCCACCACCUCCUUAUGUAUAUAAGUCUCCACCACCACCAUCGCCAUCGCCACCUCCUCCAUAUGUAUACAAGUCUCCACCUCCACCAUCACCAUCUCCACCACCCCCAUAUGUAUACAAAUCUCCACCUCCACCAUCGCCAUCUCCUCCACCUCCAUAUGUUUAUAAGUCUCCACCACCACCAUCUCCUUCACCACCUCCUCCUUAUGUCUACAAGUCUCCCCCACCACCAUCACCUUCACCACCACCUCCUUAUGUUUAUAAAUCUCCUCCACCUCCAUCGCCAUCACCACCGCCUCCUUAUUUCUACAAGUCUCCUCCACCACCCUCUAAAUCACCCCCAGAACCUUAUUACUACGAAUCUCCACCACCACCAACAACUGUCUACUAGUUGAAGUAACAACACUGAUUGGUUAUCAAUUAUGUUCCUACCAGAUUAUUGAAAUAAUGAACACCAAUUGAAGUUUGAGUUGGCCAUUUCGAUUAGGCAAUAAUGAGGAUUGAAGAAGGAUUUUCUUGAGAUCCAAAGAAAUAUGCAUACUACUGGAAUUUAUUAAACGAUUUGGUCCUUGAGGCCAUAUGAAUGUUUUUAUUUUGAUGGCUCUAUUGGGCCACACUUUCAUUCUCAAUAAACUGGUUGUAUUAUUUUUUUAUUAAUGCAUUUGGUUCUCUUA